This is a messenger RNA of Eubalaena glacialis (North Atlantic right whale), 3421 nucleotides long. RefSeq names its product armadillo repeat containing X-linked 3 (gene ARMCX3). Gene Ontology annotation, molecular function: protein binding. NCBI's taxonomy places the organism in Eukaryota, Metazoa, Chordata, Mammalia, Artiodactyla, Balaenidae. Gene Ontology annotation, cellular component: mitochondrion. Bases 511 to 1650 code for a protein of 379 amino acids. The transcript has 5 exons. The record is from RefSeq and is a predicted model, not a curated record.
CGUGACCAAGAGCUGACGUGUGCAGAAGUCCUUCUUGUUCUGGUCGUUGUUCCCGUCUGAGUACCAGCUCCCCAUUGCCCUGAGGGCGAGCGGGCCUGCAGCAGAGGCAAGAAGGAGGAGGAGAAGGAAAUUGUCCCGGAUCCCUGCAGUCUUUCCGUAGGUUGCGGCACUACGCCAGGCUAGAGAAGAGGAAGGAAAUUAACCCCGAUCGGUGAAGGUCGAUUUGAGGGUCUGCUGUAGCAGGUGGCACCACUUGAAGCGAGGGAGGAAGUUUCCUCAGAUCAGUAGAGAUUGCAAGGGUUGUUAGGCGUGGCACACCUCCAGGGGAGGGAAGAAGGGGCAAACUGCCUGUCUGAAGGAGGUCCACCUCCAGAAUCAGCUGUUGUGGCCUUGAAGUGGCUGAAGACAAUCAUCCUCCGAAGGCCUGCACCCAGGCCAGGCCCAUAGCCCUCCUCCCCCAGCCUGUGACUACUCUGUUCCUUGGUCCCUGAUAUCGUCAGGGACGAUUGCAUGGGCUACGCCAGGAAAGUAGGCUGGGUGACUGCAGGACUGGUGAUUGGGGCUGGCGCCUGCUAUUGCAUUUAUAGACUGACCAGGGGAAGAAAACAGAACAAGGAGAAAAUGGCUGAGGGCGGGUCUGGGGAUGUGGAUGAUGUUGGGGACUGUCCUGGGGCCAGGUACAAUGACUGGUCUGAUGAUGAUGAUGACAACAGUGAGAACAAAGGUAUAGUAUGGUACCCACCUUGGGCCCGGAUUGGGACUGAGGCUGGGACCAGAGCUAGGGCCAGGGCAAGGGCCAGGGCUACCCGGGCUCGUCGGGCCGUGCAGAAAAGGGCUUCCCCCAAUUCAGAUGAUACUAUUUUGUCCCCUCAAGAGUUGCAAAAAGUUCUUUGCUUGGUUGAGAUGUCUGAAAAGCCUUAUAUUCUUGAAGCAGCUUUAAUUGCCCUGGGUAACAACGCUGCUUACGCAUUUAACAGAGAUAUUAUUCGUGAUCUGGGUGGUCUCCCAAUUGUUGCAAAGAUUCUCAAUACUCGGGAUCCCAUAGUUAAGGAAAAGGCUUUAAUUGUCCUAAAUAACUUGAGUGUGAAUGCUGAAAAUCAGCGCAGGCUUAAGAUAUACAUGAAUCAAGUGUGUGAUGACACAAUCACUUCUCGCUUGAACUCAUCUGUGCAGCUGGCGGGACUAAGAUUGCUUACGAACAUGACUGUUACUAAUGAGUAUCAGCACAUGCUUGCUAAUUCCAUUUCAGACUUUUUUCGUUUAUUUUCAGCAGGAAAUGAAGAAACCAAAUUUCAGGUUUUGAAACUCCUUUUGAAUUUGGCUGAAAAUCCAGCCAUGACUAGAGAACUGCUCAGGGCCCAAGUACCAUCUUCACUGGGUUCCCUGUUUAAUAAGAAGGAGAACAAAGAGGUGAUUCUUAAACUUCUGGUCAUAUUUGAGAACAUAAAUGACAAUUUUAAAUGGGAGGAAAAUGAACCUACUCAGAAUCAAUUCAGCGAAGGUUCACUUUUUUUCUUUUUAAAAGAAUUUCAAGUGUGUGCUGAUAAGAUUCUGGGGAUAGAAAGCCAUCAUGAUUUUUUGGUGAAAGUAAAAGUUGGAAAAUUCAUGGCCAAACUGGCUGAGCAUAUGUUCCCAAAGAGCCAGGAAUAACUUCUUGAUUUUGUAGUUUAGAAGCAACACACAUUGUAAACUAUUCCUUUUCUCCACCUUGUUUAUAUGGUAAAGGAAUCCUUUCAGCUGCCAAUUUUGAGUAAUGAAUAUCAUAUUGUAUCAUCAACGCUGAUAUUUAUCUGAGUUGGUCUUCAGGUCUAAGCUGGAUGAAUGAAUAUCACUACCUGUUCUGAAAACAAGUUUGUUGCUUUUUAUCUCACUGCCUAGAUUGAAAUAUUUUUACUAUUUCUUCUGCAUAAGUGACAGUGAACCAAUUCGUCAUAAAUAAGCUCCCUCCUGUCAUGGGCAUUGACUUAAUUUGUGUAUUAUCAAUAAAAUUGUGUGUUAAUGCUGGAAAAAAAAAGAAAGAAGAAAAAGAAACCAUCCUUGUCUUUUGGUUUAUAAUCUAGUUGGAGAGAUAAGAAACAUACAAACAAAAAGAUAACAGAAUAUCUCAAGCAUAUAUUCAUCGUCAAAUAUGUGUGUUCAGAGCACAGAGGAAGCAAAGGUUUCUGUGGGAUACAAUAGUCAGCUACAGAUUUAUGGAGGAAGUGGCCAUUUAAAAUGAGUCCUCUAUGGGAUAGGUAGUUAAGGCAUUCCGUAUGAUGGGAGUGACGGGGGACUGGUGUGAGAAAGGCAUGGAGGCAGGAACUCUUCUUAUGACAGUAAGGGGGAGACUAGUCUGCUUAGAGUGGAGAAUGUAAGGAUGGGAAGUAAAUAAAUUUGGAAAGCUGGCUGAAGCCAGUUUGUGGAGAACUGUUUGAAUAUUAUCCCACUGAACGCUGAGAGCCAGUAAAUAAUUUUGACUAGAAAGAAUAAUUGGAAUUCAUAUAAAAGUUCCUCUCUCACCCACUGUGCAGUGUGCUUGAGGGUGUGGCAAAAUGGAUCCUUUCAAACCCUGGUGGCAGGAAUGAGCUUACACUGGCACAAGGUUUGUGGAGGGCCAUUUUGUAAUACAUAUCAUAAGCCUUAAAAUAGGUAAACCCUUUGUCCUAAGGAAAUAAUUGAUUCAUUGGCCAAAAACUGUAUGUACAAGGCUGUUCAUCCCAGCAAUGUGUGAAAUAGUAAAAACUGGAAACAACUUAAACAAUUUAGCACACUGGAUUGGUUAAAUAAAUUAAGGAAUAUUCACGUGGUAUAAGAUAAAUAUGUCACUUGCAAUCCAUAUUGCCAGGGAACGAUAUUCAUCAUGCAUUGUUAAGUGAGAAAGGUAGGUUAGAUAGCAGUAUUCAUAGUAUGAUUCCAUUUUUUUGAGAAUAUAAGACGUUUAAGUAGACACUAAAAACUCUGGAAUUACAGACACCCAAAUAGUAACAGUGGUUAUCUUUGGGUGGAAGGAUAGAGUAAUCUUUAACUUUUUACUUUUUAUUCAUCUAUGUGUUCUUAUUUAUCUAAAACAAAUACUGAUUUUUUUCAAAAAUUUUUGAAAAAGAAAAGUGUUGGGAAUGGAGCAGGUGAUUGAUUGGAGCAUGUACUGAGUGGAAAAAAUAUUUAGAUUAAACAUGAGGUGGGUUGAAGUUUUCUCUCUGAAAUAAUAGAUGAGUGCUGAAGAUGGGGCUCGUUGUGAGGAUUAAAUGAAGUAAUACAUGGGAAAUACUUAGAAUAUUCUGGCACAUAGCAGUUAAUUAAGAAAAGUGAGCACGCUUAAUUCCCUCGAAUUCAAGGUUGAUAGCUUUUUUGGUUGACCUUUGUUUCGCUGGGGGCAUUCUGCCACGUGUCAGCAUCAUUUAAUAAAUAAUAACAACAAUAAAGUUUAGCACUUAUUAAGUGA